AUGGGUGAUAGCAUUAAGCGAUACGGUGUUGGCACUGCACGAUCGGCAUCGGCGCUAGAUGAUGACGUUGGGCAAUGGCGCUACGCGAUGGGACCCUCCAGAGUUGCAUUGGAGGAAGUGGUGGCAGAGAAGCAACCGGAAGUGGCUGAGGAGAAGAAGAAGAAGAUUAAAGAGAAGAGGGAUGAAAGAGAUGAGCAAACCCAUCGAAUCAAGGCAGAGAAGAAGAUCAAAGAGAAUGGGGUUGAAGGAGAUGAAGAGGCCUGGAAAAAGAAAAAGAAAGAAAUAAGUGAAAGAAAGGAACGCAGGCGAGAGGAAAGGCGCCUGAAAAAGAAGGAAGAGAGGAGAAAGAGGGCUGAGAGCCCAGAACUGGAUGGAGAACCCACCUCCGUAAGGGGGGACAAGGGGGAGUCAGCGCAGCUAAAAGAAUUAGCGCAACCUAACACUUCGCAAACGGUUGUGACUAAUGAGGGAGAAGAUGCAUAA
This is a messenger RNA of Benincasa hispida (wax gourd), 483 nucleotides long. Lineage: Eukaryota; Viridiplantae; Streptophyta; Magnoliopsida; Cucurbitales; Cucurbitaceae. The record is from RefSeq and is a predicted model, not a curated record.